AUGGCGGUUUCUAUAUUCUGCGGAGGUUUCGGGCCCCGGGUCCAGGCUGGAAGCCGAGAGUUAUUGUACGCCUGGCGCGCCCUGCACGCUUCUUCGGUCUGCGCCAAGAACCGGGCAGCCCGAGUCCGCGUAGGCAAAGGGGACAAGCCAGUGACCUACGAAGAGGCUCACGCCCCGCACUACAUUGCCCACCGCAAGGGCUGGCUGUCGCUGCACACAGGUAACCUGGAUGGGGAGGAUCAUGCUGCAGAGCGAACGGUAGAGGAUGUCUUCCUUCGCAAGUUCAUGUUAGGAACCUUCCCAGGCUGCCUGGCUGACCAGCUGAUCCUAAAGCGCCGGGCUAACCAGUUGGAGAUCUGUGCCCUGGUCCUGAGGCAUCGACCUGCUCACAAGUUCUAUUUCCUCGUGGGCUACACUGAAACUCUGCUGUCCCACUUUUAUAAGUGUCCUGUACGUCUGCAUCUCCAAACUGUGCCCUCAAAGGUUGUGUACAAGUAUAUCUAG
Orycteropus afer afer is the source of this 504-nucleotide messenger RNA. It is a transcript of the gene MRPS24, whose product is annotated as mitochondrial ribosomal protein S24. Gene Ontology annotation, biological process: translation. The record is from RefSeq and is a predicted model, not a curated record. The coding region runs from base 1 to 504 and encodes 167 amino acids. The transcript has 4 exons. NCBI's taxonomy places the organism in Eukaryota, Metazoa, Chordata, Mammalia, Tubulidentata, Orycteropodidae. Gene Ontology annotation, cellular component: mitochondrion.